This is a messenger RNA of Octodon degus (degu), 802 nucleotides long. RefSeq names its product synaptosome associated protein 23 (gene Snap23). Bases 127 to 693 code for a protein of 188 amino acids. Gene Ontology annotation, biological process: synaptic vesicle fusion to presynaptic active zone membrane; synaptic vesicle priming; exocytosis. NCBI's taxonomy places the organism in Eukaryota, Metazoa, Chordata, Mammalia, Rodentia, Octodontidae. The transcript is spliced from 8 exons. Gene Ontology annotation, molecular function: SNAP receptor activity; syntaxin-1 binding. The record is from RefSeq and is a predicted model, not a curated record. Gene Ontology annotation, cellular component: plasma membrane; synaptobrevin 2-SNAP-25-syntaxin-1a-complexin I complex.
GCGCGAUAAAGGCGCGGCGCCUGGUCGGGUCUCGAGUGUCCGAACUGCAGCGGCCGGACAGGAGUGGCCGGAACCUUUCGAAUAUCCACAUUGCCACUGCUGUGCCUGGUAGAAUUUUGAUUCAUCAUGGAUCACAUGUCACCUGAAGAUAUUCAGCUAAGGGCUAACCAGCUUACUGAUGAGUCUCUGGAAAGUACAAGGAAAAUGCUUGACUUAGCCGUGCAGUCUCAAGAUGCAGGAAUCCAGACCAUCACCAUGCUGGGUGAACAAGGGGAACAACUAAACCGCAUAGAAGAAGGCAUGGAUCAGAUAAAUAAAGAUAUGAGAGAGACAGAGAAGACUUUAACAGAACUCAACAAGUGCUGUGGCCUUUGUGUCUGUCCAUGUAACAGCAAUGUGGUAUCCAAGCAACCGGCCAGAGUUACAAAUGGGCAGCCUCAGCAGCCAGCCACCGGAGCAGCCAGCGGCAAAUACAUUAAACGGAUAACUAACGAUGCCAGAGAAGAAGAGAUGGAGGAAAACCUGACUCAAGUGGGCAAUAUCCUGGGAAAUCUAAAGAACAUGGCGUUGGACAUGGGCAAUGAAAUUGAAGCUCAAAAUCGGCAAAUAGAAUCAAUCACAAAAAAGGUUGACACCAGCAAAGAUCGUAUUGAUGUUGCCAAUACCAAAGCAAAGAAACUUAUUGACAGCUAAAGCCACUGCUGUACUUCAUUACCAUUUAUUCACUUUUUUAGUUGCUCCUCCUAUGCCAGUGCCUUUUCAGAGUUGGAAAUUUUGAUCUAAUCUGAAGUUUUGUGCUGAU